Molecule: messenger RNA, 1251 nt
Organism: Vicugna pacos (alpaca)
Lineage: Eukaryota; Metazoa; Chordata; Mammalia; Artiodactyla; Camelidae
Product: doublesex- and mab-3-related transcription factor C1
Biological process (GO): regulation of DNA-templated transcription
Cellular component (GO): nucleus
Molecular function (GO): sequence-specific DNA binding
Source: RefSeq, a predicted model, not a curated record
UUGGGGGUAGAGGAUCAUGUGGCUAUCCUGACCUUCACUCUUUGCCCUAGAACCAUGGAUCCCAAUGAAAUGCCUGCCGUGUCCUGCUGUCCCCCCAACCCCAUCACUGGGCUUGAGACCAGAGCCCCGUGGGGGAUUGGAUUUAGGUCUAUAAGAGCUAUACGUCGCUGUGUCCGCUACUGGAAGCAUGGCAUCACGGACCAAGUCAAGGACCCAGGGCACCUCUGCCUCUUCCAGGCCUGCAAGCGUCGCAAGUGUUCCCGCUUCUCGGAACACUGCAGCAUCUUGCCUGCUGAGCAUGCCUUGAAGAGGGAGCUGGCGCCACACCAAAGGGGGCCCCUGACUCGAAGUCAGCUAAGGAGACUGAGCACCCUUCCGAAAGCUCAGAGCCAUGUCGAGAAGGAGGCCAUUCAAGAAGGAGUCAUCAGCAAGCUGCCAAGGAGCUCUGCUGAUCGGUCAAGCCACGGAAUCUUUGUCUCUGUCCUGGACUCCAGCACCCUUGAUGAAGCAACUAACAAUUUCUCUUUUGAAGAAUUCCCACAGGCCCCCUGCCUUGCCCAGCAGGCUCCCAAAGCUUGUGACCAGGCCUCGGUUUCUGCCUCCUUAGAGUGGCAGCGGAAGCUAGAAGCGGCUGAGGCUCUGCUGGCUCUGAGAGAAUCUUGCCAGGCCCCUUCUAGCUCCAUCUCCCUGCUCCAGCCUUGCACUGUGCCAGCUCCUGCCGGAGAUAGAGGACUUCAGCCUCCUCCCCCCAACCCUCUCCAACCCAAGCCGGCCAGCUCUGUUUCUGUGCCUAUUGGACACCUGGGGUGCAUCCCCCUCUCAAACUAGGAGCCUAGAGAAGGAGAACUCACUAGAAUACUGCCUAUUGAUGCAUUUGCAAAAUGUUUAAUGUCCAAAAUUCUUAGCAUCUUUUCUUUAAACCUUUAGGAGCUCUUAUAAGCUUUCAGACCCUUUUCAUUAUAUGGGGCAAUUCCUUGACUGAGGGUGGAUAUCCUUGUACCUCCAUCCUUUACCCUGUUGGAUCCCGGGGCCUUUUAAUGUCUCUUAUAAAAACAGGGUUGUGCAAUCUAAGCCGAUCAGUCUCUAAAUAGGGUUCUGUGUGAGUUCAUAUGUUCAUCUGCCAGAGUUUUUAUUUGACUCAUGAUUGCGAACAUACUAGUGCACUCAUGUACUUAUCCACGCAUGUGAAAAUCUGAAGAUGGUUCCAUUUUGUGUCUAGGUUUGUGUCUGUGAACAAAUAAUAAACCCUUG